GAGAUGAGUUGUCUAUGGUGUUAAAAUAAUUUAAAAUAAAUGUGGUCAGAAAAUUUUGUAUAAAAAUGAAUUCUAUUUUACAUAAUUGGAUUGGAACAUCAUCAUAUUCAGAAGUUCCUUCGGAUGCUGUUUUAGCUGGUUCAGAUUCUGAUGGUGAUCCAAUAUAUGUUGGUCGGGCACGUCAUGCAGAUGAUUUAUUACCAGCUAAAGUAAUACCAAAUAAAAGGAAAGCUUACGUUUCAUAUGAUGGUGAAGAAUUAGAAAAAUAUGAAUAUGAAAUAUUAUGUGGUGAUUUAUAUCAAUGGCAAUCAGAUUCUGGAGGACAUAUUCCACCGCAUGCUAUGUCAUCUGGUAUAACAUCAUCCGGUGAAUUAUUAUAUAUUGGACGUGGUGAAUUUGCUGGUAGUAUGACACCUGGUAAAAUACAUCCAUCACAUGGUUGCCUUUAUAUACCAUAUGGUGGUGGUGAACAUCGUAUUGAUAAUUAUGAAGUAUUAGUUUUACCAGAAAUUUGGUUACCAGCUGAUAGUAAUAAUAUUCCACCACAUGCUGUACUUGCUGGUACUGAUACUGAUGGUGAUACUAUUUAUGUUGGUCGUGCUGAACAUAAUGGUGAUUUAAUACCAGCUAAAGUUAUUAUUAAUAAAAAUUGUGCAUAUAUUUGUCAUUCUGGUCAUGAGCAUAUUAAACAUACAUUUGAAGUACUUGUUGGCUAUGGUUAUGGUUGGAUACCAGCUAAUGAUGGAAAUGUACCACCAAAUACAGUUGAAGGUGGUAAAACAAUUGAUGAUGAAACAUUAUAUAUUGGUAGAGGUGAAUUUAGGGGUAGUGUUACACCAGGAAAAAUUCAUCCUUCACAUGGUUGCCUUUAUAUACCAUAUGGUGGGCAAGAAAUUAAAUUACAAAAUUAUGAAGCAUUAUCGUUUAAAUUAUAUUCGACAGCACACAAUUGGGUUAGUUCUUCAAAAUUUGAAGGUGUACCACCAGAAGCUGUUUUAGCUGGACAUGAUUCAGAUGGUGAUGCUAUUUAUGCAGGACGUGCUCAUCAUGAAAAUGAUUUAUUACCAGCAAAAAUUGUACCAAAUAAACAUAAAGCUUAUGUAGCAUAUGGUGGAGAAGAACAUGAAAAAUCUUAUUAUGAGAUUCUUUGUGGUGAUUUAUAUCAAUGGGUUCCAGCACAUGGUGGACAUGUUCCUGCAAAUGCAAUGGCUACUGGUGUUACCGCUGAUGGUGAAACUUUAUAUAUUGGCCGUGGUGAAUAUGCUGGUAGUGUAACACCUGGAAAAGUUCAUCCAUCACAUGGUUGCCUUUAUAUACCAUAUGGUGGCAGAGAACAUCGUUUAGAUUCAUAUGAAGUUUUAACAUUACCAGAAGUAUGGUUACCAGCUCAUGGACGUAGUGUACCACCACAUGCUGUAUUUGCUGGUGUCGAUUCUGAUGGUGAUCAUAUAUUUGUUGGUAAAGCUUAUCAUGAUGGUGAUUUAUUACCAGCUAAAGUUAUUAUUAAUAAAAAUUGUGCUUAUGUUUGUCAUGGUGGACGUGAACAUGUUAAACAUGAAUUCGAAGUACUUGUUGGAUAUGGUUAUGGAUGGGAACCAGCCGGUCAUGGUUCUGUUGCACCAAAUUCUGUUGAAGGUGGUAGAACAGAUAGUGGUGAAACUUUAUAUAUUGGACGUGGUAAUUUUGAAGGUAGUUUAACACCAGGAAAAAUUCAUCCUUCACAUGGUUGUCUAUAUAUACCAUAUGGUGGACAAGAAAUUCGUUUAGAAGAUUAUGAAUGUUUAGUAAGAAAAUAUUAUUAAGCGGGAAUAAAAAAUCAAAACGAAAAAAAUUAAAUUUGAAAAUGAAUCGAAAUAAAAAUUAAAAUCAAAA
This is a messenger RNA of Condylostylus longicornis, 1872 nucleotides long. RefSeq lists its product as uncharacterized. Bases 66 to 1802 code for a protein of 578 amino acids. The record is from RefSeq and is a predicted model, not a curated record. NCBI's taxonomy places the organism in Eukaryota, Metazoa, Arthropoda, Insecta, Diptera, Dolichopodidae. The transcript has 6 exons.